CACUCUAUAUUCUUCAUCUCUUCACUCGCCACUGGAAGAGGAGAGCAAGAAAAAGGAGAGAAAACCCCACCCUACACAAUCUACUGCUUGGAUUGAUCUCCACUGAGUGUGUGUGUGAGAGAGAGAGCAAGAGCAUCAAGCAAGAUCUUUCCUGUUGAAAAGGAGAUGCCACAUUUGCCUUCACUGGGCAUCUUGCAUUCAAUUCUGUAGCUUCUGUAGCUCUUAUUUCUCUCUUUUUCGUUUGGCUGUGAGUCUCAUGGCCUGGGCAUUGUUUGUGUUCUACCAAGCAUUCUUCUGGGGCUGGGAAGCAGCACUCUCUUCCAGCAUCUGUCUCUAGCUUUUUGCAGCACUUGCCCAUACUGGCCUGUGUUGGGGGUCCCAUUGGUUUGUGCUCAAAUCUUUGAGGGAAAAGGGUUUUUGGAAUUGUAUAUGGUGUGCAUUGUGUGAGUGUGUGUGGCUCUGUGUGAGGGGGUGUGUGUGUGUGUUUGUGCGAGUGUGGGUGUGUGUGUGUGUCUGUGUGAUAUUUUCCAAUUCUUCUUCUCUUUGUCCCUCUGUUUCUGGUGUUUUUUUCUGCUACCACCACCACCAAUAGCUCUGAUUGAUUGCUCUGCUGAUUUAUUGCUUUCUGCGCACAAGAAAACAACAAAGUUGCAAGCGGCGAGGAGGCGGAGCCAAGACAAACCAGAAGGAGGAGAGAAAAGGGAGGAAGAACUUUGGCAAGAAUCAAGCAAGAAAAGGAAGGAGGAAAGGCUUUCCUUUUCCCUUAAAGGCAGUCCUCUCGAUCUAUUCCUUUUCUCCUUUGGUAAGCCCUCAAGAUCGUCAUCACCACGGGCAGUUCAGCCAUGUGCAAGUCGAGUGAUCAUCUCCCUGAUUCCGCCACCGUCACCACCACCACCACCACGGCUACCGGCGCCGCCGUCGCCGCCGCCCCCGAGUCCAGCAUCGCCGCUCGAAUGGCUCCUUCAUCCGACAGCAACAAUAACGCCACUGUCGCCAACAGCGACCACCAGCGCUUUGCGGAGCUGCCAAGGUUGAUCAUGAGCCACAGUGUUGUGGACAUGCCCCUGCUGGAGCAGGAGCAGCACAAGAUCGGCGCCAAGAACAGCAGCCUCAGCAACGCUGCCGGCGCGGAUCAAUUCGGGCAGACAAUGCGGCAGCCGAAUGUCCCCUCCUCCAAGCUUGACCCUGACAGCACCAAGCAGCACCAAAUCUCGGGAUUCUUCGCCCACGACUUCGACGGCUACUCGCAGUGGCCCACACCGGCAGAGGUUGCCCGCGAGCUGAAGCAGAUGGGAUCCAUCGCCUGCCCCACCGUCGUCACCGGCAUCCUCGUCUACCUCCGCUCGCUCAUCUCGAUGCUCUUCCUGGGCCACCUGGGCGAGCUGGAGCUGGCGGGCGGAUCGCUCGCCAUCGGCUUCGCCAACAUCACAGGCUACUCGGUUCUGUCAGGCCUGGCCAUGGGCAUGGAGCCCAUUUGCGGCCAAGCCUUCGGCGCCCACAAGUGGAAGCUCAUGGGUCUCACGCUGCAGCGCUCUGUCGUCUUCCUCUCCUGCUCCUGCCUCCCGAUCGCGCUGCUCUGGCUCAACAUGAAUCGCAUCCUCAACUUCUGCGGCCAGGACCCCGCCGUCACCGCCAUGGCUCACAACUACCUCCUCUUCUCGCUGCCCGACCUCCUCAUCCAGGCGCUGCUCAACCCGAUCCGCGUCUACCUCCGCACGCAGAAGAUCACGCUGCCGAUCUCCAUCGCCGCCGCCGUCGCGAUCUGCUUCCACGUCCCGGCCAACCUCUUGCUCGUCUCGCACCUCGGCCUGGGCAUCCGUGGCGUAGCGCUCGCCGCCGUCGCCACCAAUCUCACGCUCGUCCUCGUCCUCUUGCUCUACGUGAUCGCGUCGGGGAUCUACAAGCUCUCCUGGCCGGGGAUCUCCCGCGAUUGCCUGCGCGACUGGAGGCCACUCCUGGCGCUGGCGAUCCCGAGCGCGAUCUCGGUGUGCCUCGAGUGGUGGUGGUAUGAGCUGAUGAUCAUCUUCUCCGGUCUACUGGUCAACGCUAGGGCUGCCGUGGCGACCAUGGGCGUCCUCAUCCAGACGACCGCGCUGGUCUACAUCUUCCCCAGCUCGCUGGGGCUGGCGGUUUCGACACGUGUCGGGAACGAGCUGGGCGCCAACAAUCCACGCGGCGCGAGGACAGCGGCCCACGUGGCGCUCUGCUGCGCUGGCGUGCUGGGGCUCGUGGCGAUGUCUUUCACGGUCGGGAUGCGCCACGUCUGGGGCUCGCUCUUCACCCGCGACGCCGCCAUCUUGAAGCUCGUGGCGGCGGCCAUGCCGGUGGUCGGCAUGUGCGAGAUUGGGAACUGUCCCCAGACCACGGGUUGCGGCGUGCUUCGCGGGAGCGCGAGGCCGACACUGGGGGCCAACAUCAAUCUUGGUUCCUUCUACUUUGUGGGGAUGCCGGUGGCGAUGCUUCUAGGGUUUGCGCUGGAUGUGGGGUUUGUCGGGCUAUGGUUUGGGCUCCUGGCGGCGCAGGGCUCUUGCCUGGUGCUCAUGCUCUUUGCGGUGGGGCGCACGGAUUGGGAGCUCCAGGCGUUUAGGGCGCAGGAGCUCACUGGGAGUAGCAAUUCCUCCACUCCUUCCAGCUCCGGGAAGAUUGGAGCUGCGAAUUCUAUCGACGGGGGUUCCAAGGUGUUCGAGCUGGGGUGUUUGGACUCGGACGAGGACGAGGAGGACAAUGGCAGUGACAGCUGCAUUGACAAUGGCAAAGACGUGCCGCUCAUGGCGAUCAAGGUCUCUCCGGCAACGUGAAGCUCGUCGCCGUGGAUCCAAGGGAGGGGUGUUCCACCUUUUGGCGUGGAAUCUUUUGCUUCUUCACGGUUUUGAUGUCGAUCUGGAGGGAAAUCUAAGAGACGGAUAUUCGGGGCACCGGAGAAACUGAAAGAGCAGUUUUUGUCGGUAAACAGGGGUCAAAGAAACACAAACUUUGUUCUUCUUCCUUUUAAUGUAACUGUUUCCUGUUAUGUUAACCACCUAAUCUUUAGUUUGCCACCUUUUCGAAAA
This is a messenger RNA of Selaginella moellendorffii, 3050 nucleotides long. Its product is annotated as protein DETOXIFICATION 48. Gene Ontology annotation, molecular function: xenobiotic transmembrane transporter activity; antiporter activity. The coding region runs from base 843 to 2798 and encodes 651 amino acids. The record is from RefSeq and is a predicted model, not a curated record. The transcript has 2 exons. Lineage: Eukaryota; Viridiplantae; Streptophyta; Lycopodiopsida; Selaginellales; Selaginellaceae. Gene Ontology annotation, cellular component: membrane. Gene Ontology annotation, biological process: xenobiotic detoxification by transmembrane export across the plasma membrane.